Plodia interpunctella (Indianmeal moth) is the source of this 2395-nucleotide messenger RNA. It is a transcript of the gene Edem1, whose product is annotated as ER degradation enhancer, mannosidase alpha-like 1. The transcript is spliced from 8 exons. Gene Ontology annotation, biological process: endoplasmic reticulum mannose trimming; mannose trimming involved in glycoprotein ERAD pathway; carbohydrate metabolic process. The record is from RefSeq and is a predicted model, not a curated record. The coding region runs from base 137 to 2329 and encodes 730 amino acids. Gene Ontology annotation, molecular function: mannosyl-oligosaccharide 1,2-alpha-mannosidase activity; calcium ion binding. NCBI's taxonomy places the organism in Eukaryota, Metazoa, Arthropoda, Insecta, Lepidoptera, Pyralidae. Gene Ontology annotation, cellular component: endoplasmic reticulum; membrane.
AUGACAACAUGACAACUUGUUAGGUAGGUGCCUAACCUACCUCUGUUGAAUUUGAGAAUUUUAUUAAGAACACACAGUAAAUUCCGAUUAUUUACCUUCUAUAUUGUUAUAUUAGUUUUUUAGCGGUGAUUAUCAAAUGGAGAAAUCCAUAUUUAUAUUAUUGUUUGUUGCAUCUAACUUUUUUAAUACAAGUGUGGCAGUUAGAGAGUAUAAAAAAGAAGAUGUUUUGAAACUCAGGGAAGAGGUUCGAGAGAUGUUUCAGCAUGCAUAUGACAGCUACUUGCGUUAUGCAUACCCAUAUGAUGAAUUACGUCCUUUAAGUUGUGAUGGCAUGGACACUUGGGGCAGUUACUCAUUAACUCUAAUUGAUGCUCUCGACACAUUGGCCAUCAUGGGCAACUACACAGAGUUUAACAGAGUGGUAGAUAUUUUGCUUAAGAAACAGAACUUUGAUAUAGAUAACAAUGUGUCUGUGUUUGAAACUAACAUCAGGAUUGUUGGAGGACUGUUGAGUGCUCAUUUACUUUCACACAAAACAGGCAUAAACCUAGAACCAGGCUGGCCAUGCAACGGCCCUCUUUUGCGAUUGGCUGAAGAUGUCGCGCAGAGGAUCCUUGCCGCAUUUGACACCACUACAGGAAUGCCGUAUGGCACUAUCAAUCUGAGAUCAGGUGUGCCUCCCGGUGAAACCACGGUCACCUGCACAGCUGGUGUGGGGACUUUCAUUGUAGAGUUUGGGACUUUGAGCAGACUUACUGGUGAUCCAAUUUAUGAAGAGGUUGCAUUGAAUGCAUUGAAAGCUCUGUACCACCACAGAUCUCAGAUUGGUCUGGUGGGGAACCAUGUAGAUGUCAUGACGGGCCGGUGGACGGCGCAAGACGCUGGGAUUGGUGGUGGUGUUGAUUCGUACUAUGAAUAUUUGGUUAAGGGGGCGAUCCUGCUGGAGAGGCCGGAGCUGAUGUCCAUGUUCUCGGAGGCGCGGCAAGCCAUAGACAAGUACCUGAAGAAGGACGACUGGUUCGUGUGGGCCACCAUGCUGCGCGGCCACGUCACGCUGCCGGUGUUCCAGUCGCUCGAGUCCUACUACCCGGGCCUGCUUAGUCUUAUAGGUGAAAGCGACACAGCCAUGAGGAUAAUACACAAUUACCACAGCGUGUGGAAACAAUACGGUUUCACUCCAGAAGUGUACAACCUGGGUACGGGCGAGGCGUCUACGUCUCGGGAGAGUUACCCGCUCAGGCCGGAAUUGAUCGAGUCCAUCAUGUACCUGUACCGUGACACUCGGGACCCUAUAUUACUGCAAAUGGGAGAAGAUAUACUGAGAAGUAUCCAGCACAGCGCGUGGACGCCGUGUGGAUAUGCUACGAUCAAAGACGUACGCGACCAUCGCAAAGAAGACCGAAUGGAGUCGUUCUUCCUCUCAGAAACGACAAAGUACCUCUACCUGCUGUUUGACCCGGACAACUUCAUCCACAACCCGGGGGUGGUGGGCAAGGUCAUUGACACCCCGGGCGGGGAGUGCGUGGUGGACGUCGGGGGGUACAUCUUCAAUACCGAGGCGCACCCCAUCGACCCCACCAUGCUUUAUUGCUGCCAUGAGGCGAGAGAAGGAAUAAAUAUAAGUGAAGUUCAUAGAAUAUAUCAAAUUUUAGAAGAAGAAGACAACUUGCACUUCAUGACCAUGAUUGAAGGCACCUUAAAGAAAAAUGUAACUAAUGAAUCUACUACAGAUGCCAAAGACUCUGCGAGCAACGUAGAUGCAUUAGAAAAAGAAAAUAAUAGUACAAAUGCCCCGAAAGAUCCUAAAAUUGACCAAAAUCAAGUCCUUAUUAAAACUGAAACUAGGACUGGUUACGUUAAUAUAGACGGCACCGAAAGAGAAAAGUCGAAAAACGAAUCUAGUCUAAGAGAUAUAGUGAAAGAACGCAUCAAUAAUUAUUACAACAAUACGCAAUCUCAAGCUGAAAUUGUGGAAGAGUCUACUGUAGAUACAAUAUCCACAGCGGAAGAUGAAAAUGUAGAAGUGGAUGAUAUAAUAGUGCCCCUGAGACCCCAGCUGGCUGAUAAUUUGCAACCUCCUAGCGUGACGCGGUCUAAAGAAGUGUAUAAAUUGUUGCCGAAAGUAUUGCAAGAUUUCUUGAAUAAUGAAUGGAAGACGAAACCCAAAUGCGAGCCGCAAAGAAUUUUGGAAAGAAUAAGAAAGGAGAAAAGGUACCCAGAUCAUCCUGACGUCCACAACUAUAAGUUGUUGCUGACGCCGGCGCCCUCCUUCCUGCAGAGGAUAUCACUCGCUGGCGAAUUUUUAAGUAAAAAACAAUUAGAAAUGUGAUCUUAGAUAUUAAGAAGUGUAUUUAUUGUUUAUUCCAUUUAUGUUUUAAUAAAAGACUGAUCAGGA